AUGUCCGAGGCUUAUUUCCGGGUGGAGUCGGGUGCACUCGGGCCUGAGGAGAACUUUCUGUCGCUGGACGACAUCCUGAUGUCCCACGAGAAGCUCCCGGUUCGCACAGAGACCCCCAUGCCUCGCCUCGGGGCUUUCUUCCUGGAGCGGAGCGGAGGUGCCGAGACUGACCAUACGAUUCCUCAGGGCUCAAAGCUCGAACUCCCCCUGUGGCUGGCAAAGGGACUUUUUGACCACAAGCGGCGGAUCCUUUCUGUGGACCUUCCCAAGAUCUACCAGCAAGGUUGGAGGACCGUGUUCAGCGCCGAUGCCAACGUGGUGGACCUCCACAAACUGGGGCCGCAUUUCUAUGGGUUUGGCUCCCAACUCCUGCAUUUUGACAGUCCAGAGAAUGCAGACAUCUCCCAGUCUCUCCUGCAGACAUUCAUUGGACGUUUCCGCCGCAUUAUGGACUCUUCCCAGAACACUUACAAUGAAGACACUUCGGCAUUGGUAGCCAGGCUGGACGAGAUGGAGAGGGGCUUAUUUCAAACAGGGCAGAAAGGACUGAAUGACUUUCAGUGUUGGGAGAAGGGGCAGGCUUCUCAGAUCACAGCUUCCAACCUCGUUCAGAACUAUAAGAAGAGAAAAUUCACGGAUAUGGAAGACUGA
Messenger RNA from Puma concolor (puma), 651 nucleotides. It is a transcript of the gene GINS3, whose product is annotated as GINS complex subunit 3. Gene Ontology annotation, cellular component: GINS complex. Lineage: Eukaryota; Metazoa; Chordata; Mammalia; Carnivora; Felidae. The record is from RefSeq and is a predicted model, not a curated record. Gene Ontology annotation, biological process: mitotic DNA replication initiation.